This is a messenger RNA of Scheffersomyces coipomensis, 2556 nucleotides long. RefSeq names its product beta-glucosidase. The transcript has a single exon. Gene Ontology annotation, molecular function: beta-glucosidase activity. Gene Ontology annotation, biological process: glucan catabolic process. NCBI's taxonomy places the organism in Eukaryota, Fungi, Ascomycota, Pichiomycetes, Serinales, Debaryomycetaceae. The record is from RefSeq and is a predicted model, not a curated record. Bases 1 to 2556 code for a protein of 851 amino acids.
AUGAGUCCUAUCAAGACAACUAGCUAUAAUCAAUUAGACAUUGAUUAUUUAAUCGAUGAAUUAACAUUAGCUGAGAAAAUAUCGUUAUUAGCCGGAAAAGAUUUUUGGCAUACCGUUCCAAUUCCUCGAGUUAAAAUCCCUUCCAUUAGAGUUUCAGAUGGUCCAAAUGGUAUUAGAGGUACGAAAUUUUUCAAUGGUGUUCCAUCCAAUUGUUUCCCUUGUGGUACCGGUUUAGCAGCAACUUUUAAUAAAGAUUUAUUAGUGGAAUCAGGUGAAUUAAUGGGAAAAGAAGCUAAAUUAAAAGGGGCUGCCAUUAUUUUAGGUCCAACUUGUAAUAUUAUCCGUUCUCCCUUAGGUGGAAGAUCAUUUGAAAGUUAUUCUGAAGACCCUUUAUUAUCGGGUAUUGCUGCUGCUAGUGUUAUCAAAGGUAUUCAAAAUGAAAAAGUUGUGGCUUGUCUUAAACAUUUCGUUUGUAAUGAUCAAGAAGAUGACAGAAGAGCUGUUGAUACUUUAUUAACUGACAGAGCAUUCAGAGAAAUUUAUUUAAAACCUUUCCAUAUUGCUAUUAGAGAUUCCAAUCCAAAAUCAUUUAUGACAUCUUAUAAUAAGAUCAAUGGUGAACAUGUAUCUCAAAGUAAGAAAAUCUUACAGGAUAUUUUAAGAAAGGAAUUGAAUUAUACUGGAACUAUUAUGUCUGAUUGGUAUGGAGUUUAUUCAACCAAAGAAGCCUUGGAUGCAGGAUUGAAUUUAGAAAUGCCUGGUCCAACUAGAUUUAGACAAAUAAAUCAAGUUCUUCAAGCCGUUCAAUCUAAUGAAGUUAGCGAAGAUGUCAUUGAUGAAAACGUUCGUUAUAUUUUAAGAUUGGUUAAUGAAAGUUUAAAGGCUGAAAUACCUGAUGAUGUAGUGGAAUCUCCUAAUGAUGAUCCAGCCGCUGGUGAAUUAUUAAGAAAAGUGGGUGAUGAAUCGAUUGUGUUAUUAAAGAAUGAAAAUAAUAUCUUACCAUUAUCCAAGACUAAAAUUGAAGGUCAAGGAAAGAUUGCUGUCAUUGGUCCAAAUGUAAAAGUUGCUCAAGAUUCAGGUGGCGGUUCCGCUUCUAUGACCACUCGUUAUAAAAUCACUCCUUGGGAAGGUAUCCAAACUAAACUUGAAGAAGGAAACAAUACUGUUGGUUUAGAAUAUUCUUUAGGAGCUUUCUUAGAUAGUACUUUACCUGAUGUGGGACUCACUUUAUUCAAUGAAGAAGGUGAAAAGGGUCUUAAUGCUAGAUUUUAUAAACAUCCACCAGGUCAUAAAGGGGAUAGACUUUUAUUAGAAGAAUUGAAAUUAUCAACUUCAAGAGUUUUACUUUCUGAUUAUAGUAGUGAACACUUAGAUCCCAAUAAACCUUUAUACUAUGUUGAUUUCACCGGUACUUAUAUUCCUGAUGAAACUGCUGAAUAUAAUUUUGGUACUUCAUGUGUUGGUACUGCUCAAAUAUUCGUUGAUGAUGCUUUAGUGGUUGAUAAUAAAACCAAACAAACGAAAGGGGAUGCUUACUUUUUAGGUAUGGGUACCAGAGAAGAAAGAGGUUCAGUUCAUUUAGAAAAGGGUGUUUCUUAUAAUGUCAGAGUUGAAUUCGGUACUGCUCCUACAUAUACAUUAGAAAGUGGACUUGAAGAUGCUGGUGGAGUUUAUUUCGGUAUUCAAAUUAAAUCUACUCCUGAAGUUGAAAUUUCAAAAGCAGUUAAAUUAGCUAAAGAAGUUGAUACUGUGGUUCUUGUAGUUGGUCUUUCUAAAGAAUGUGAAUCAGAAGGAUUUGAUAGACCAGAUAUGGAUAUUCCAGGAUCAACCAAUGAAUUAAUUGAACAAGUAGUUAAGGCUAAUCCUAACGUUAUUGUAGUCAAUCAAUCUGGAUCACCAGUUACUAUGCCAUGGGCUGAAAAAGUUCCCGCUAUAAUUCAAGCCUGGUUUGGAGGUAAUGAAUUAGGUAAUACUAUUGCUGAUGUGUUAUUUGGGGAUUAUAAUCCAUCAGGGAAAUUAUCAAUGACAUUCCCAAAAAGAUUGCAGGACAAUCCAUCAUACUUUAAUUUUGGUUCUUCUAAUGGAGAAGUUUUGUAUGGUGAAGAUGUAUUUGUUGGGUAUAGAUAUUAUGAAAAGAUUGAUCUUAAACCAUUAUUUGCAUUUGGUCAUGGAUUAUCAUAUACAAGUUUUGAACUUGAUGAAUUAGUUGUUACUAAUGAUGGUGAUUCUGUUGAUAUUAAAGUUAGAGUUACCAACACUGGUAAAUUAGCCGGAGCUGAAGUUGUUCAAAUAUAUAUUGAACAAGAGAAUCCAUUAAUUCCAAGACCAAAGAAAGAAUUGAAAGAUUUUGGAAAGAUUCAUUUAGAAGCGGGUAAAUCAGGUAUUGUUGAAUUAUCAAUCAGUAUAAAGGAAGCCACAUCAUAUUGGAAUGUACUGAAACGUAAAUGGCAAUCUGAUAAAGGUACAUAUAAAGUUUUAGUUGGUACUAGUUCGGAUAAGAUUGAAGUUGAAGAUAAAUUUAUUACAUCAAAAACAUUCAAUUGGGUUGGAGUUUGA